Messenger RNA from Nanorana parkeri, 661 nucleotides. Its product is annotated as SOSS complex subunit B2-like. Gene Ontology annotation, molecular function: DNA binding. The transcript has 6 exons. NCBI's taxonomy places the organism in Eukaryota, Metazoa, Chordata, Amphibia, Anura, Dicroglossidae. The record is from RefSeq and is a predicted model, not a curated record. Bases 44 to 661 code for a protein of 205 amino acids. Gene Ontology annotation, biological process: mitotic cell cycle checkpoint signaling; double-strand break repair via homologous recombination; response to ionizing radiation. Gene Ontology annotation, cellular component: SOSS complex.
ACAUCCUGUGUAAAGUAAUGCUCAGCGAUCCUCUGACACCACCAUGAACGUGCCGAACGACUCAUUUGUGUCCAUUAAAGACGUAAAGACCGGGCAGAAAAACUUAAAUGUCAUCUUUAUUGUGCUGGAGAUCGGCAGAGUUACAAAAACAAAAGAUGGUCAUGAAGUGAGAUCCUGCAAAGUGGCAGAUAAAACUGGCAGCAUCACAGUCUCAGUAUGGGAUGAAAUUGGAAGCCUUAUUCAGCCAGGAGACAUCAUUCGGUUAACAAGAGGGUAUGCUUCUUUGUGGAAAGGAUGCCUAACGUUGUACAGUGGAAGAGGAGGCGAGCUUCAAAAAAUAGGAGAAUUUUGUAUGGUAUAUUCAGAAUCCCCAAACUUCAGUGAGCCAAAUACAGAAUUUGCUGGUCAGCAGCCACCACCAAAGACAAAUCAAACAAAGAAUAUGCAUGGAGAUCAAAAUAGUCACACAACACAAAACACAGGUAAUGGGUCACUCUUUUCACCAGGAGGCAUUAAUUAUCUUCCUAAUCUUACAACUGGUGGCCGAGCCAAUGAACGUGGGCCUGGAAAUCAGCACACAGGGACCCCACCAGCUGUUCCCAUACAGUCAACAGUUGCCAACAUAACUAAUGGAAGAGACCCAAGAAGGACCAAGAGAUGA